Cuscuta europaea is the source of this 2775-nucleotide messenger RNA. Lineage: Eukaryota; Viridiplantae; Streptophyta; Magnoliopsida; Solanales; Convolvulaceae. The record is from the annotation of a GenBank genome assembly.
UUUGAAUAUCAAAGUAAACAAUUUUUUGCAGUUUUAUCAUUGGCAAAUGGCCUUAGGUUUUGAUGGAUCGGGAACAAAUUACAAGCAAGACAGCACAGCUUAGCCCGACAAAAGAGUAGGGAGAAAUUAGACUAUUUUGUAUACGGAGUACAACGGAAAAGAUUAAAAAAUAGACUGCUCUAUACGGAGGCAUUCACCCAGAAAGUACGGGUCAUCCGGCAAUUUUUGGCACUCGUUUAUGGACAAAUCGCACCGAACGUCGGAGAAUACGCCGGAGCAGGAGGCACGUUGGAGCACGUGGGAGGAACUGCUGUUAGCGUGUGCCGUCAACCGCCACGGCACCAAAAAUUGGGACUGCGUCGCCGUCGAGCUCCAGAAACGGAGUUCCGUUCCGAUGAUGACGCUAUCGCCUGAAAGCUGUAAACUGAAAUACUUUCAUCUCACGCGCCGUUUUUAUUCCGGCGGAGUUAACGGUGUCGGUGAUGAGCAUAGUGAACGAACUGAGACGGCUGCACCUUUGCUAGAGGAGUUGCGGAAGGUCCGAGUCGCUGAAUUGAAACGCGAAGUUGAGCGCUAUGACCUCUCCAUCCUGUCUCUGCAAUCGAAGGUGAGGACGCUGACGGAAGAGAGAGAUCGGAGUCUCCCAGAGGGCGAGAGCUCAGAUCUGGCGAUUAGUGGGGAGAAUCGAGACAUUCGCAGUGAGAAUAAAAACGAAGGUCACGCUGUGAUCACACCGGAAUCGAACGCGGGAGAACCACUGACCGGCGAGAAGGACCAACAGUCGGUGAAUGAAUCGAAUUCAACGGACCGAAAAGACGUAAACGCGCGAAUUGGCGAAAAGGACGAUCGGAAACACUCUGUAGCGGUACGAACGGGAAAUGGAGAAGAUGAACCGCUCAAAGAAGAAGAUGGUAAACCGGGUCGAGUGGGUUCAUGUAAUUGCAGCUCCAACAGCGUGGAGGAGAAUCCGGUUCUGGAGGCGGUGAAAGCAGAACCGGUGACGGACUCGGCGGACUUGUUCGAAUCGGUAGCCGAAUCAAAAGGCAGGGAGGAGAGUACGAAAGAGAACUCUGAUGUGCAGAGCUCAGUUAGCAAAUCGAGGAAUACAGAUAAUUCCGAUAGAGCAAAUUCGCGUAGUCGCAGCUGCCAUGAGCGUGGGCACACGAAUGGCUCUCCCACCGCAAAAGCGAUGCCUGCUGCAUACCAACCGUUGAUCAAAUUUCUCCAAAAGAUUGAAAGCCACAGGCUCGGUUAUUUGUUCACGCGCCAGCUCGAGAGCCAGCAAACAGAAGAUUACAAGCUUUUAAUCAGACAACAUAUUGAUCUUGGAACAAUUCGAACAUGGCUUGAAGAAGGACGUUACAUAGAUUGCAAAGCCAAAUUCUUUCGUGAUUUACUGGUGCUAGUAAACAACGCUAUCAUUUUCUUCAGGAAGAAGAAUACAUCUGAAUUCACUGGGGCUAUAGAGCUUCGACAGCUCAUCUCCAUGGAGAUGUCAAGAGCCAAGCUCUAUUCCCCGCCCUUAAAGCAGAAGUCUAUUAUAAAGCUAAAACCAUUCCCCAAGGAAGAAAACCCUAAGCACUCCUCCAAACAGGAUCCAAAAUCAUUGGUUGUUUGCCAUAAGCGCAGUUCUAUUGUUGAUCCAAAAUCAUCAAGAUCUUCCUCUGGUGUUGAUAAAAAAUAUCAAAUGGUAGGAAGACCAGACGAUAGACUGAUUAUCACUAAGAAGAGAGCGCGAGAAACGAGAACCGAGAAGAAUUUCGCUAGCACCAACCCUAGCAAAAUAUCAGCUGCAGUUGUUCCAGAAAAGUCCCAAAGAAAGCGGGAGAAUAAACCGCCCAAAAGUGAGAAUAAUAACGAUGAUAACAAAAUUAUCCAAUUUAACACUGACUUGAAGAAACGAGGUGCAGCAAAUUUCCUAAAUAGAAUGAAGCAGAGCUCUUCUUCAAACAGCGGAUCACUCAUACAUGCACUGAAGGGCACCCCACUCAGUGCUGAUGAUAGCAAGGCAAUACAAAAGAGAAGCCUUCCCAAGAAGGUCUCUGAUAGGCCACCCAAGAGAGCUGCAGCUCCUACUCCUCAAUUGAGUAAACCAAAUCUCGAGUUGGAUCGAUCUGAGACAUUGGCUACAAAACAAGCAAAGAAAAGAUCAAAGAGGUGAGAUCAUACAUAGGAAUUGCCUGCCAAAUAUCUUUCUUUAUGGAUUAUUUACCUCAGGGACUGAGCUUGGAGGGGUAGCUACCCUUCACUUGAUUUUGUGAGACUAUAAUCUCUGUGCUGUUUUUUUGAAAAAUCUUUAAUGAAUUUGAAAAUUCACCCUGAAACUGGAAAAAUUUAAUUCACCUCCUGUAGUGCAAAAUGCUUUCUCCGUCCCUAAUUUAUAUACGGAGUAGUAAUUAUUCCCUAAGGAACAAUGGAUUGGAAAGAAAAGCGGAAACCCAACUUCAGAUUGGUAUGUAGUGUUUGAUUAAAUGUAUGUAUCAACUAUAGGCCAGAAUGGUGAUAUUCGAGUUUCAGGGAUCCAUGUGGUCAAUUCAUUAUUACCAUUUAAGAUUGUGUCUCAAGUUGCAUAAUCUUCAGAAAGGAAUUGAAGUCAUUUGAUGUAGACGGUCUACACUUUUUUUAUGCACAACCACUCGUUGAGCAUUGCUAUUCCAAUGCUUUGACAUGUUAUUUUUGGAGCUUUGGAUCAAAUUCAGUAAGACACUUGUUGAAGAUUUGAAUGUUGAAUUUAUACAGUUGUUGCCGUGCUGAUCUGGUUUGCUUCAAUGGAGU